AGAACAGAGUUUUGGCAUUUGGGUUGUGGGUUUUUUACUUUACUUGCUUGCCUGCUUGCUCUCAAUGAAGCAGCUACAUCAAAACAAGCAUGGAAAAAUAAGAAGCCACACAUGGAUAACGCCUGAACUCUGCUCUUUGCCCACAGGAAGGGGUGUCCGUAUAGCAGGCGGCCCAAGGCAGCGCACAAGGUAAGGGGUGAUGGCUGCCAAAGCAGCAGAUGGCCCUCCCACCGUAUUCACCCACAGGUUCUGAUGCUUUUUCCAGCUCCUGCACGUCACUGGUGUCAGUGCCUGUCUGCUCCGCCACACACUGACCUUUUGCCUGCUUUGCACAUGGAAACUGGUGGUGGUUUCAGUUUAGUAAGCCACAUGCCUUGAGGCUGUAGUGGAUGCAGGGCGAAGCUGGCUGUUGUCCCCAACGCUUACGUGUAAGUAACUGCUGUCGGUCUGGGGAAGCCCAGUGUGAAGCAGUGGAGAGCCUGAAUCUUUUAUGCUACAAAGCUGUAAGUAAAAAGUGCUCGUUAGAGCGUGGACUAAUAAAAGUGGUCAUGCAAUCAAGCUAAUUUGCUAGAGAUUAGAGCCUAAUUAAAACCAAAGAAGCGAGAGGGCUGCUAGCCUCAGUGCUAAGCACACACACAGAACAGCAUACACUGACAGCCAAGAGAAGCACUCUGGCUUUUCGGCAACAAGCAGCAGCAAACCACCUCGAAGGAGAAGCCACUCCUUCCCAAAGCUUCCAGCUACAACUUCACUCCAACCUGUUCUGCCUGUGGGUUGGGAUGAGCAAACCCCCAGCACUGGUGGAACAACAGCAAAAACUUCCAUUGACAUCAGUGGGUCCUGGACUCAUCUCACAGCCUAUUUUGUUUGUUUGUUAUGCAUUUCCUGUACUGCUCAGCUUCCAGAAUGAAUUCUGUGUAGUUUCUCAAUGGAAAAGGAAGAAAACAUAUACUUUCAGAGUUACUGCUUGUGUGUCACGCAGAAAUACUUGUCUUGAUUGAACCCUGGCGUAAUUAAGCUGGAAAUCAGUCAGUGCAGUUAUUUCAGAUCCAGAGAGGCUUGUUUCACUGCAAUAUUUAGCUGGUUGUUUUUCCCAAGUGUUAUGCCAGCCCCACUGGCUGGGGGAAGGAAAACAUUUAAAGGGCCAUCAUUGACCCAACAGAUCUGACAGCAAAUCCCAAAAGAUGUGCUGGGUGUGUACACAGACCAUGAGCUCCUGUCCCCAGCUCUGUUUGCUCAUCUCCUCCCUCAUGGUGUGGGUGCUCACCAGGGCCCUCAGACCUGCAUGAGGUUCCGUGGAGCCAAGUGCUAACCCUUGGAAGUCAACAGGCACAUGGCCAACAUCAGGCGCUUGUAAAAGGCAGCCAGUGUAAUGAAAACAGCUUCACUUAUUCACAACAGAUUGUAUUAACCCGUUCCCAGCUAAACUGGGAAAGGACAAUAAUUUCACAUAUUAAAACAAAAGGAAGCAGGGUGUUCUGGUGACUAAUUUCCUUCAAAUCACGUCACGUAGGUCAUCAUCAUCACAGGUCUCUUGUCUUGUUGACCAGCACUUAGGUAGAUACUCAUAUAGCAGCUGUUAUUUUCUGCUGUGGAUUGUGGUUUUCUGCCCAGCAGCAAGUCCAAUUUCCGGGGAAACUGGGAAGCCAACUCCUAUCUACGCAAAAGAUGAACUGUGUUUCCUGCAACUUUGUGCCUCUAACGUUACCGGUUGAGUAACAGCCGGACACAACCGUGUCUUCUGUAAGGAAAUAUGCCAACAGUUGCUGCCUAGAAGUGAAUAAAAAGUACUUUUGCUUUUGAAUGAGUUGAAGCUGCAAUAACAGUCCUGUCCAAUCAAAGCUUACUCUUCUCGACAACAGGAUGCGUUGCUCUGUUUAAGCGAGGAAUAGCGUUGUUUUAGUCAGUACACGUACUUUGCUUCCCGUUGGGAGUGUUGCACAAAAAAAAAACCCUAAUUUAUUGCGUAUCAAAUAACUAAUCCAGUGCGUAUUUAGAGAUUUUAUAUACAGGGAUGUUUUCUAAUACCAUUUGUGUGGAAAGAAAAUAUAAGCUAGCGUGAUCUGUUUAUUUAACCAUGUGAGCUACAACAUUAAGGAGAGUGCCCUCUGAAUAAGAGGCUGCAUUGCUGUUAGUACUAGCAGAGUCAUGUCUAUUGAGGGUCUCGAUGCUCCUGAUUUACGGUCAGAAAAGUUGACUGUCAGAAAAUGUUCAUUCUGGUGGUACAAGACCUUUCUUUGUCCUUCAAUCUCCCUGUUGCUUAAAAGGCAAUUACUGAGAGCAACGGUAAGAUUUAGCCUAAGGACUUCUGCAUUUGCCCCCUGCUAAUGGUGUGCUGGGAUCCUGUCAUCUGCCAAGACGCAAGCAGGGCAGCAGUAACUCUGAUGCCUGUCACUGCUUCCUUCAUUCCUUCCCUACUCCCAUCUUGAGAAGUCCGUUCCUCCAUGUCAGGCUGUGCUAAUGAAUAAGAACAGAUUCUGAGCUCUGUGUCUUGCAGGGAAAGCAUCAGCUGGGCUGACACCAGUGGUGCUGCUCGGCUUUGACCCUGCCUGAGGACAGUCCACAUCCACCUCCAGAUCAGCCAAGUUUCCCAGGCUGGAGAAGUGGGUCACUGUGCAUAGCAUACAGGGCCGUAGCAGAGGUGUCCUUCCCUCCCUGUGGGCAGAGAGCUUUCCUGCUGCCACGUGAAGCUGCCUUUCCACCUCCUGGACCGUGUCUGGCUUCUGCAGGCGGAAUGCUGGGACCCAGUCCAGAAAAGCAGGAAAGCAGCUCGGUGCACGCAGACAGCUUUACUCAUCUCAUGGAACAGCAGAACCGAUUCAGAUUCUUUCAUCCAGUGCACCCGGCCUCUGCAGCCCCCCAGCAGCAGCACCAAAGAGGGAAUGCAUCCUCAGUUCAAUCCCCUGCUCCCUCACACGCUGUCAGAAGCAUGUAACCACAACAACCGGCUUCAUCCUGGCUUUCUAGGGAGAGCAGAGGUGACAACUGCUUAAAGAGAAGGGAGGAGGAGAUAAUACUCGAGAGCUGUGCUGUCUUGUUUCCAGCCUCAAAUGCAUGCUCCGGGUGAAAACAUCUAAACUGUUUUUCAGAUUCGCAUCCCUUUCAGUGGGACCACUGAUGCUCUCAGGCUAACAGCAUUUUUAGUUCUGUACUCUUAAAAAAUGAAAUCCAAGCUGAUUGUAAUGGCUUUAUUUCCGCUGAAGAAUAUGGUUUACAGUAUGGAUAUAAAGACUGUCUUCACCUGAACGACAACUGGAAAGGUUCAUAUGCUUCAGUAAAGCACUGCUGGUUUGUUACAGACAGUAGUAUGCAUAAGCCUAAAUGUACUUUGCUAUUCCAAUUACAUGAUCGGCACUCAUGAAUGGGAGCCUGAGCUUUAUCUCCACUGACCCUGAGAAGCCCCUGGAGAUUUAUGAUGAAAUGAAGCAUAUGUUUUCUGGUGAUUUCUGGAAAAUGAAGAAACAACAACCACUCGUUCUGAUCUUCUCGGGAAACAAAGUGAUAUAUCAUCAGAGCUUCCAUAUUGCCGCAGGGGAAUUUGGAGGGUCCCUACUUUUACUCCCUCAGCACACGCGGAUUUGGCAAUGCUAUGCAGAUGAACAGCAAUUCUGGCUCUUGCCGAUAAAUCAGACCACUUUAAUAGGCUCAGGAAAAUGAUGUGGAAUGUAAAGUGUUCUGCCCUUGUAACCAGCACGGUGGAGCCGCAGGACAUGUUGGAAAUGACACAAUGAACCACUGUGUGCUCUUAUUUGCAGAGUACCCGGACAUAAUCAUGUGGGAAGGAGUGCAGAAGCUUUGCAUUUCCUGGAAACAUUCUCAUCCGAGGGCAGCUGUCAGUUCUUUAGCAAAAGAGGUGGCUGAAGGACAGAGGGAGAAACCUAUGAGGAACAAAAGCAUCCAAGGAGCAGCCAGCAUGAUGGACUACGGUAAUUAGGAAGCUCUAAGACCUGUCUAACAUUUUAGGAGAACAAACUGAACUCUGGGCAGUGCCAGGCACAGGGUGUGUGAACCAGGCAUGAAGCCAUCCACGCCCAACAUUCCACAGCCACCCCUCCAGCCUCUGCCCAGCAAGCUGCACAACAGCCCCAGCACCAACUGGUAAACCAGAAGGUUUGAGAAGGGUCUGUCAAUGAAGUGCCGUGCAAACGGAUGGAUACAAAUUCUCUUCACUUGUGCUCUUUUAAGCACAUGUGCAUUGCAGGUCUCUUUUGACAUCUCAGGAUAACGGAUAUACUGUAAAUAAGCACUAAUUUUAAGUCUUGAUUACUUUAUGUUCUUGAGCUACAAACUUGUUGAUGGUGUUUUCAGAGCUAUUCAAGAACUCCCUUUUCUUCCUUCUCCAUCCUCACGCAGCACAAUUCUCCAUUUUCUUUUUGAGUCACUCCCUCUUGCUCCUUUCUUCGAUUAUUUUAUUCUCCAAGACUUUGGCAAAAGUUAUCAUUCCUGAGAGAGCACCCAUGGUGCAGGAACUAUUUGAUUGCAUUAGAGAGAUGGGCUGAGAUUAAUGUAAACCACAGAGAGUGGAUUAGGAGAACAAUGAAAAAACUCUAAUGAGGUUUGCACAGCCUAGUUCACUUGAGGAGCAAAUUUCUUGACACUUCCCCUUGGAGUUCAAGAUGACACUUUAAUCUCACUAUUAAAAACAUGACCUAAGGAUCGACCAGGGUGGAGCAUGGGAAACAAUGUCCUUUUAAUUGUCUACUCUGGAGUAACAAUCUACUUAUGAUAUAACAGCCCUUGCCGUCUGGCUCCAGGCGAGUCAUACUCCCUUUGAGAGGGUUCUGAGAAAUGUUACUUUCAGUAGGUGGUACAUGACCAAAUUCCAGCUCUUAUCUUGGUUUCAGCAUGUGUGCAGUGAGAGGGACAGGCUUUUCUCAGAUCUCACCAGCCAAAUUACUUCUCAGGGCAUACCCAGGGCUUUCUCAGGGUUGCGUCAGUCUUCCCGCAGAAUGUUAAUAGUGCCCCUUCUAACAGUGUAGAUAGAGUUUGAGGCUGCUUGUGAUCUCCCAGAAAACUCACAGUGUUCCUCAUUUAUCUGUUCUGCAUUUUCUUUACCCAGAUUGUUCUAUCUCACUCUGCGGAGGAAUCACUUUCAGUUUCAUCAGCUGUCUGAUUGCUCUGUAUAGGCUCUGUUUCUGCCAUCUGAAAGAACCCAGAGCACAACAUCACUAGGUAGGAUGUGCUUCAGUGCUCAGCCAGGCCCAGGGGGCCUCUCAGCAGGACGUGCCUGGGACACAGGUAACAAAUGGAUGUUCUCUGUCCUCUGGAGGAAACGUGUCUACACCAGAGGCCACGCUUUCAAGCUGUUGGAGACACACAGCUGUCAAUUUCUCCCUCAACAACCACCACAAACACAAUUAUGGCUGACUGAACUUAGGAUUUUUAAAAUCCCUAUUGUUAGUAAAACUAAAGAUUGAUGUGAAUGGGGGUUGGCAUUACCUUCUACAUGCCAAAGACAAAGGAUUAUCACGCAUGAUUGACUCUUUUGUGACUUCCUGAAAAAAAAAAAAAACUUUCUUACACUUAGCAAAUGUCAAGACUAGGAAAGUUAGUCUCAGGUUUGUCACUAAUGAAAUGGCCUCAGCUCAGUGCCCUUGCUGAGUUUUUGAAGCUUUGUUCCUCGAGUCAAGUAAAUGAUGCACCAGGAAGGUGUAGAUGCGUGUGAUGUGCAUCAGGGCAGAGCGGUGGUUGGAUGCACGUGAAUGACAGGCUAAGCACAGCUGCAUGGGUUUCCAGCCGCUUGGGCUGCCUAUAGAUCAUACUUCGUGUAGGUUUCAUUGUGUUGGGUUUUCAAAAGCGCUCUGAAGCAAUGGACCCGUCCAGAGCCACGGCACCACAGCCAGCGGUGGUUCUGUCACAUGCCCUAAACAUUUUGCUUAUUUUUCCAAUGAAUUAUUCGGGAUGUUGGUUAUUAGCCUGAUUUUGAGGAAAUGAGGCUGAGGCAGCUGCCUGUGUGGGUUAUCAGCUCCCCGUGGCAUCUCUUGAAGCUCUCAGCCCCAUUUAGCCAAACCCCACAGACGUGCAGGUCUCCCCAGCUGCGCAGUCUGGGACACAGGGCAAGCACUACAGCAGGAGAGCAGUGCUCCGGAUGCUACCAGCCAACGACCACUUCUAUUCCCAUUUCUGUGCGGCUACACGAGCAGUUCGCUAGGAGUGAGGCUCAAAGCCCCGGGGAAGCCCUCAUCCCCAACGGCCUGCUGUGACCAGAGCCACGCGGGGCUGUGAGGGAGCAACGCGGCCUCAGCUGCAACCGGCCCUUUCCUCAGGAUGACCCGAGUUGGAAGGCCCGAGAGCGGCACGGAGCGCUGGGGGACAGCCCCGAGCUCGUUUGAAAGCUGCGCUGCUCUUCGUGAGCUGUAGUUCCUCAAAGGCGUUGCGGGAGGGCAGCGGGUCGGCCGCUUCGACUCCAUCCAUCCCAACGCAGGUUAGCUUCUCGCCGGCGUCUCUGAUGCCAGAACAAGGCCCCAGAAUGAACGGUUUCUCUCUGGGCGAGCUGUGCUGGCUGUUCUGCUGCCCGCCGUGCCCCAGCCGCAUCGCUGCCAAGCUGGCCUUCCUGCCCCCGGAGCCCACCUACACCGUGCUGCCCCCCGAGCAGCAGCAGGAGGCUGGGGCGGCCUCUGGGGCUGCCACCCCCACGGGAUCGGGCACCUGCAGCCUGCACCUGAGCGAGCGGGCGGACUGGCAGUACUCGCAGCGGGAACUGGACGCCGUGGAAGUGUUCUUCUCCCGCACGGCUCGAGAUAACAGGCUGGGCUGCAUGUUCGUGCGCUGUGCGCCCACCGGCCGGUACACGCUGCUCUUCUCGCACGGUAAUGCUGUGGACCUGGGCCAGAUGUGCAGCUUCUACAUCGGCCUUGGCUCCCGCAUCAACUGCAACGUCUUCUCUUACGACUACUCCGGCUAUGGGGUGAGCACCGGCAAGCCCUCUGAGAAAAACCUGUAUGCAGACAUCGAUGCCGCCUGGCAGGCCCUCAGGACAAGGUAUGGCGUUAGUCCUGAGAACAUUAUUCUUUAUGGUCAGAGUAUUGGUACUGUCCCUACAGUAGACCUGGCAUCUCGGUACGAGUGUGCAGCAGUAAUCCUUCAUUCUCCUUUGAUGUCUGGAUUACGGGUAGCAUUUCCUGACACUAGGAAAACCUAUUGUUUUGAUGCUUUUCCAAGCAUUGACAAGAUAUCUAAAGUCACCUCCCCUGUGCUGGUAAUCCACGGUACCGAAGAUGAGGUGAUCGAUUUCUCCCACGGCCUGGCGAUGUAUGAGCGAUGUCCACGAGCAGUAGAGCCACUCUGGGUGGAAGGGGCUGGGCAUAACGACAUAGAGCUUUAUGCACAGUAUCUAGAGAGACUAAAACAGUUCAUAUCUCAUGAACUUCCCAACUCCUGAAGAAGCCUACCUGAUUUUACCUCAGUUACUGUGAACGGCAGAAAUUACCUGGUUUUGCACAUGCUUUAACUGGAUAGCUGUCAUAGCUUUAUACUAUGAAGAAAUACCCUGUCUUUAGGGUGUUCUAAUCAAACAUCUGAUGAAAUUUGUCUUUUAUAUCUGAAAAUUAUUCUACUAAUGCACACAAUAUGGUCAACUACUGUAAUUCCAACAAUUUUUAGCUUCGUUGCCCUGAAAGAAGUGGGGAUACUAGCUGCUCAUGGGGACACUUUUUACCUAGUGCUGUAUUAAUUGAAGAUGGGUUUUCUCUGUCUCACUUCUGAUCGUUUCUAAUUCUGUCCUACAAAGACUUUUUUUUUUCAAUGUUCUCAGUAUGUAGAACACAACUGUUAUGAGCUACAGCUUGUUCUAAACCAUCGGCCGUGGGUUCAAUCUAAGGGAGUACUUUCUUUGUCAAGUUUCUAGCUGUGGUAUUGUAACUGGAAAGUUAUUGUGAUGAAGUCCCCCCCGCCUCCCUUUUAGUGUUCUUUUGUUAACUUACUGAUCUUCCCAAGUAAAUUAUUGAAAUAUACUUUUUUUCCUGAUAAUAAGCAAACUACUAUAUGGGGCUAAACUCUGUAAUGACUUCUCCAUUACCUGUAUAAACGUAACUGGAAUAUUCUCGAAGGAACUAUGGACAAAAUGGCUCUUGUUUAAAGAUAAAUGUGUAAAUUUACUACUAGAAAACUCAUUUUAAUAUUCAGAUGGUCUGAAUAAUAGCCAUAACAGACAUUUCCUUCUGUAAAGCAUUCCUGUAGACUUUUUAAAAGUACUGUACAUAUUUGAAUUUACAUUGUGCAUAGAUUCUUAAUUGGUAGUUUUAAGUUAAGCCUAGCUACAGUAAACUGCAAAAUUCCGGUUUGUAUAUGAUUGAAUACAUUUUGUUAAAAUAUGUUUUUAUCCCUAUAUUAUUUUGCUAUUAAAGUUUUAUAAAGUUUCCAGGACAAAAAAAAGAAGAAAAAAAGAAAAAAAAAAGAAAAAAGGAGAAAAAAAAAGAAAAAAAUUUACACAUUUAUGUUUUGAAGAAUUUAUGUAACUAAAUUUUCAUUGAGCUGAUCUUUUUAGUUCAGGAGUGAUUUGAUUCUCUGACACUGGAAUCGCACAGAUGAUGCAUCAGAAAUGCAAAACACUUACAAUUGUUACACUACUAGCAUAGGUCUAAUUUUUUCCAAAUGUUAAGGCCUUAAAUGUACUGUAAGCCUCAGAUUGUUGUACACAUUGAUCGCGGUUGAUUGCAGUUUGUGUCCUGUUGCUGGAAUGCAACACAGUGAUUGUAAUGGAAUAAAGGAUGCAUGGAUUAGA
Messenger RNA from Gallus gallus (chicken), 8722 nucleotides. RefSeq names its product abhydrolase domain containing 17C (gene ABHD17C). The transcript is spliced from 9 exons. Bases 6449 to 7381 code for a protein of 310 amino acids. Gene Ontology annotation, biological process: protein depalmitoylation. Gene Ontology annotation, cellular component: plasma membrane; endosome membrane. The record is from RefSeq and is a predicted model, not a curated record. Gene Ontology annotation, molecular function: palmitoyl-(protein) hydrolase activity. NCBI's taxonomy places the organism in Eukaryota, Metazoa, Chordata, Aves, Galliformes, Phasianidae.